Molecule: messenger RNA, 1818 nt
Organism: Anisakis simplex (herring worm)
Lineage: Eukaryota; Metazoa; Nematoda; Chromadorea; Rhabditida; Anisakidae
Source: the annotation of a GenBank genome assembly
AUGGCCACUCUGCAAGGGAGUGUCUAUGACACAGACGCCCUCGAUAUUCCCCCUCCCAUCACUAGCCCAUCUGUUUCUCCGGCUGCUCUCGAAUCUGAGGAUUUUGAAGAUGGUAAAAAUAAGAAGAAUCCACAAUUAGGGGAGGUUGGUAAAGGGAACGCAUUCUUGAAUGGCAUCAAAGGCUUAUGGAUAACACGUCAAGGACUCGAUAAAGAUCGAGUACAGUUGCUGAAGGUGACCAUUCGAGAGUUGAUCACCUACAUCAUCUUUCUGACCAUCGUUUCGAUCGAUGUUUGUUUUCAUUAUCUGCAAGAACCGCUCCUGAACGCGCUAUACUGGCAAGGAUCGAGACUGGCCGAUGAUGCUGAAUCGAGCACUGGAAUGCUUUUCGAGGACAGUGUACUGCUUGGAAGUCCUCGAAUUCGCAUGUUGAAAGUGAAUAACCAUUCGUGUAAAGUCGCAAGAAGUUUCAAACGUGAGAUCCCUGAAUGUUUCGGUAAGUAUAACGAGGAGAACGACGACAAGAACUCUUUUGGGCCUGCAAAUAGCUCAGCAUUCAUUUACCAAACAGCUGAACAGUUAGAAACGGCGAGCUAUUGGGGUGCGGUGGCAACGUACGGAGGUGGUGGUUUCGUUCAGUAUCUCACAAUAUCAGAUCGAAAACAAUCCGCCGCUUCAAUAUCCUAUCUAAAGCAGAAUCGAUGGAUCAAUCGAGCCACACGUGCCAUUUUCGUCGAUUUCGUCCUCUACAAUGCAAAUAUCAAUCUGUUUUGCAUUGCACAGUUUGUUUUAUCAUUAUUGCAAUCGGUUUUAAUGCAUACUGAAAGACAAUUGCGGCAAGUGGUACCUGUGCCCGCAACUCAACAGUAUUAUUCAGUCAAUUUGAGUCAAUUGGCUGAACUGCAGGAGAAUUUCAAUGAUGCGCUGGCUGUGCUGCUUAUUUUUGCGUGGAUUAAGACUAUGAAAUACAUUAGUUUCAACAAGACGAUGACUCAGCUGACUGCAACUUUGGAGAGAUCUGCGAAGGAUAUCGGUGGAUUUUCGGUGAUGUUCUUCAUCUUCUUUUUGGCUUAUGCACAAUUCGGAUUUCUGGCGUUUGGUACUCAGAUAGCCGAAUACUCAUCGUUAUAUAACGCAGUGUUUGCUUUACUGCGAACAAUAUUGGGUGAUUUCGACUUCGAUGCGUUGGAGAAUGCUGAUCGCAUAUUGGGACCGUUGUUCUUUUUGACUUACGUCUUUUUCGUGUUCUUCAUUUUGUUGAAUAUGUUCUUGGCGAUUAUCAAUGAUUCGUAUACUGAAGUGAAAUCUGAACUGAGUAGACAAGCGAAUGAUAUAGAGAUGGCCGAUAUCGCUGUUGGGUAUUGGCAAGGUAUUUUGAAAGUGUUCAGAUUAAAUAAAGACGAUACGACCGAUGUGAAUGACUGCGAUAGAUUUCGCGAAGCUUUGAUUGCCGAGGGUUACAAUGAAGAUGAUAUCACGAAUGCGUUUGUCAAGUUCGAUAUUACAAAUCGUAGAUUGGAAUUUGAAGAGAUGCAAAUGGUUGAGAACGAACUGAAUGCUAAGCGGAAUAAUAAUGCAUCAGUGUUGUCGUCAUCAGCACAAAACAAGAACACUCGCGAUAUAUCGGUGUUGAACUACCGAAUCAACCACAUCGAACGUUCGAUAUUCUGGAUUUGUGAACGUAUCGACAUACUCGUUAACAACAUUCAUAACAUCGAUAAGAACACCACUCAGAAUGAUUUAUUCAUCAAUAUACUUCGUGCUGAGGUGUUUUAUCAUUUAUGCUUAAGUUCAUGGUUCAUCAAUAGAAACCGUUGA